UGCACUCAAUGGGCUGAUUUACGCUGGACAAUCCCGGAGAGAGCGUGUUUAGUCGCGUCUUCCGCUUUGUCCGUCGAUUCACCCACAAACGGACCCUGGAGCGAGCAGAAGCCAAAUACAGGAAUUCCGUUUUCCUGCUGCGGGACAUCACAAUGGAUGCUGUAACACACUACCACUUGCAGCACAUGAGAUACGAACUUGACCACUUGUGUGGCGGCUGGGACCAUUCCAGAAUUGACAUAACCAUAAGCCAAUCGGCUACCGCUCCCUGCGACCCAAUGGACCGGGCCAAGAGCGAUAAGCCCAUUGACCCGGAAGAUUUCAACACCGACAGGGCGGAGGGGACGAAGGCUGACGACUUCUGGUUCAAUGGUGUGGCCCGCGUGUCUAAAGCUGUGGGGCAGUCUGCAGACAAGACUCAGCGGGACACCCGUGACAUCCCUCUGAGGGGCCUCUGGGACACUGGAAGUGAUGGGAAUUUCGUCUCUGCAAGCUUCUUGGACAAGCACGGGAUACAUGGCCCUGAUGUAGUACGGAGCCUCUCCCGUAAGAAAACGGUCGUUGGUGCGGAGGAGACGAUGGAGACUAAGAUAGACCACGAGGCGGAUCUGACUUGGAGCUUGGAUGGCAUAGCUUUCCGCAAGGAUACAUUCUUUGUGAUGAAGAACGGCGGGGAUUCAUAUGACAUUCUGCUGGGACGGGAGUUCAUCUCAGACAACGAUAUCUUUGCGGUGAAGGCCAAGGUGCCGGUGAUGAGAGUCCGCAGACUGGGCGUGUUCAGCAGGAGGAAGCUGAAAGAUGAGGUUGACGAACUGCAGAAGCAAGCGGACAAGCUGUCCGAGAGGCCCGAAGACCGCGAUCUUCGCCUGCAGCUGGACGCCAAGGACAUGCGAAAGUCUCCGUUUACCGUGUCCUCGACCGCAACUACCACCGUCAACGGCACCCCGAGCGUCUUUGGCACCCCUUUCUUGGGCAGCUCUUCUCCUCCAGGGUUGGGUAUCACCCACCCCCCCUCUCCCUUGCGACGCGGGACAAGGAACGAAUCGCCAUCUCGAUCCCCGGCGGCGACGCUUCCCUCCCCGCAGCCAACUCCAUCCCUCUGAUAGGGCGGGCAUGGUAUUGCUAGGUGCACAUCUCCGGUUCGAUACAGCCCCCGCCGACAUGCACACGCCUUGGACUCGCGCAUCCCACUGGCCGGGUUUACGGACUGAGUGGGGUCAUUGACACCCGACA
This is a messenger RNA of Chaetomium strumarium, 1233 nucleotides long. RefSeq lists its product as uncharacterized. The coding region runs from base 153 to 1103 and encodes 316 amino acids. The transcript is spliced from 3 exons. NCBI's taxonomy places the organism in Eukaryota, Fungi, Ascomycota, Sordariomycetes, Sordariales, Chaetomiaceae. The record is from RefSeq and is a predicted model, not a curated record.